AAAAUGAAAAUAAUUAUUUUUAUUUUUCUAUUUAUUUGUCAAUAUUUUAUUCCAAAUUUAUCAAAUAAAGUAAUAACUCCACUUAAAGAAUUACAUAUUGGAGCAUUUUUUCCAAUGGAAUCUGGGUCUGGUGGGUGGCCUGGAGGACAGUUAUCCGUACAAAUGGCAUUAGAAGAUGUGAAUCUAGAUUUGGGUUUAUUACCUAAUUAUGCACUUAGAUUACAUCACAAUAAUAGUAAAUGUUCUCCUGGUUUAGCUGCUCGACAAUUAUUUGAAUUACUUUAUAAUGACCCAACAAAACUUAUUUUAUUAGCAGGAUGUUCCCCAGUAACUACAAUGAUUGCAGAAUCUGCACAUGUUUGGAAUUUACUUGUUUUAUCCUAUGGAGCAUCAUCUCCAGCUUUAUCCAAUCGGGAACGUUUUCCAACACUUUUUAGAACACAUCCUUCAGCAAAUAUGCAAAAUCCAACUAGAGUUCAUUUAUUUGAACGUUUUAAAUGGAAAAGAAUAACAAUUUUACAAUCAGCUGAAGAAGUUUUUGAUUCGACAGCUAAAGAUUUGGAGGAACAAUGUAGAGAAAAAGGGAUUAGAGUUGAAAGACACAGUUUUUAUGGAGAUCCAAAAGAUGCUUUAAAAGCAAUUAGAAGACAAGAUGCUAGAAUUAUUGUUGGACUUUUUUAUGCUACCGAAGCACGAAGAGUUCUCUGUCAAGUAUUCUUAUUUUCCUUUAAAAUUAAAAAACAAUUUAAGGCUUAUCAUUAUGGACUAUAUGGACAUAAAUUUGAUACUUGGUUUAUUCCACAUCCAGAUGAAGGAUUAAAUUGUACAAGAAAAAAUAUGGAGCAGGCUGUUCAAUAUCAUUUUACAACAGAAUCUAUUAUGUUAAGUAGAGAUACUUUACCGACAAUUUCUGGAAUGACUGGGGCACAAUUUUUAAAACGUUUGCGUCGUCGAAUAAUUACAGACCCGCAAGAGACAGGUGGGUGGCCUGAAGCACCUUUAGCUUAUGAUGCUGUUUGGGCGUUAGCUUUAAUGUUAAAUUGCACAAUGGAUAAAUUAAUUAAUGGAAAAGGACUUCAACAAUUUAAUUAUAAAAAUAAAAUAAUUGCUAAAAGAAUGUUUGAAUGUAUGAAAAAUAUACAAUUUAGGGGUGUUUCUGGCCAAGUAAUGUUUAGCGAUUUGGGUGACAGAAUUGCUCGAACACAAAUUGAACAAAUGCAAAAUGGAAAAUACAUUCUUCUUGGUUAUUAUGAUUCCAGUACACAAACUUUAGAAUGGAAAAAUAAAGAAAAGUUUAUUGGAAGUAAAGGACCACCUUCUGAUUCAACAAGGAUUAAACAAUGGCCUAUUGGAGUUGAUUAUAGAUUAUAUUUGGUUUGUGUUAAUAUAAUGGUUGUUGCUAUUGUUUUUUGUAUUUCUAUUUUUAUUUUCAAUCAACGGUAUUCUCAUAGACGAAUAAUAAUUCAAUCACAAAGACAAUGCAACAAUUUAUUAAUUGCUGGGUCUGUCCUAAGUUUAUUUUCACUGGCACCUAUUGGAUUUCCACAAGACGGGGCUAAUGAUGAUUCUAUUGGACAAAUAGCUACUUUAGGAGGAGAAAAUAAAAUUUAUUCGACUUCUCCUUUUCUAUUUAGUGCUUUUUGCCAUUUAAAAUUGUUAUUGUUAAUGAUGGGAUUUUCUUUGGCAUAUGGCUCGCUUUUUGCUAAAGUUUGGGUUGCACAUAAACUUGGCUCUAUCCAAAAGAAUAGACAAAUGACUGCAGCUAAUGCUAAUAAUAACAAUGAAGAAUCCUCAGAUGCUGGUGGUUGUAGUAAUAUUCAAUUAAAUUCCCAACAAAUUCCUCCAACUCCUUGGGAUUCUAUUAGAACAUUAUUAACUGCAAUAACAAACAAACAAGCUAUUGUAGCCAAUGCUUUAAGGAAAAUAUCUCAACAUUCUUAUGGAAAUUUAUCUUCAGCAAGUGCUGGAAGUAAAUCUCCGGCCCCAAAUAGAAAAAAUAUAGCUAUGUUACAAACAUCUUUGUCUGUUAAUUUAUUAAAUUUGGUUAGAUUAUUUUAA
This is a messenger RNA of Meloidogyne enterolobii, 2058 nucleotides long. NCBI's taxonomy places the organism in Eukaryota, Metazoa, Nematoda, Chromadorea, Rhabditida, Meloidogynidae. The record is from the annotation of a GenBank genome assembly.